GUCUCUUUCUCUCAUACUGAAAGAUCUAAACAUUUUCAAGGUCUUUGUCUCUGGUAUAUACCUUCUAUAAGUUCGACAAAGAAGCACAUAUUGUUUGUUAAAAACUCAUUUACCCACCCCUAGAAAAAUGUCUACGGGAUGUCUAAGCUGCUUCAAGAAGAAGCAGAGCAAGAAAAAAGACAAACCCGUGAAAACAGAGAGGUUGCGAGAGCUACCAGUUGGAGAAAAAGAAGAUGUUGAAGAAAGAGAAGUUAUACAACAAUACACAUUUCUGAAUGCAGAGAGAUUGCCAAUGCCAAAGCCAGUUGAAAAAAAAGAAACAGAUGUAAAGUGUAGCGCGUACAAGAAGAAGAACGAGGAAGACAUAUUCAGACCCGAACCAGGAUCAAGAUGGUCCUACUGCUCACUUGUAGGCAGCAGCGAUGUUGAACCAAAAGUGAACGAAUAUUAUGGAGAUCACUACACAGAAACAGAUGCAUCUUCUUCAUCAAUGAAUAAUGAAUUCAACAAAGUGAAGACCUUUGAUAUACGAGGAGUCAAAGUAGCCACCCCCACGGCCAAGUGAAUAAGAGAAAGUGGCUAGAGAUGCGUCG
Camelina sativa (false flax) is the source of this 593-nucleotide messenger RNA. RefSeq lists its product as uncharacterized. The record is from RefSeq and is a predicted model, not a curated record. NCBI's taxonomy places the organism in Eukaryota, Viridiplantae, Streptophyta, Magnoliopsida, Brassicales, Brassicaceae.